Molecule: messenger RNA, 3126 nt
Organism: Oreochromis niloticus (Nile tilapia)
Lineage: Eukaryota; Metazoa; Chordata; Actinopteri; Cichliformes; Cichlidae
Product: plexin domain-containing protein 1
Exons: 14
Coding region: 719-1963 (414 amino acids)
Source: RefSeq, a predicted model, not a curated record
GAUCUUCUCCGUCACGUUUUGUGGUUGUUUUAGGUGCACGUUAGCUCAUGGAUGAGUUAGCUUGCUAGGAUUAGCGUGACCUGGAGAACAAGCAGGUCCAUAUUACCUAAGUAACAACCUAAAUUAUGGCGUUUGAAUGUUAGUUUAGGGUGUGUUUGAGCUUAGGUUUCCCAGCCGGACCACUGCAGGUCCGGCAAGUUACCUUGCUCAUUUUUAAUCUGCUCAAUUGCGAAGACUCCCUGCAAGAAAUCACCGGAGCAACAGAGACUAACUCUUCGCGGCAGCCGGGCUGACCACGGCAAUACAUUCACGGUGAUUCUGAAAGGAAACUGAGUUUGACGGGGUGAUUAAGUUGACUUUUUUUAAAAAAAAAUAUAUAACCCGCGACCUUUCCAACGCUACUUGAAAAAAGUCCCCUGUAGUCUGCUGAAAGCCUAAAACAGCAAACGUUACGUACAGGCGACGGCCCUCAUUUAGGGUUAGAUAAGACACCCCGCAAAGAAGUAGCACUGCCGGGGGUUUAUAUAGGCUGCUGCGUGACGUCAUCGGCGUGUCCCGUAAUCUAGACGAUUGGUACAGUGUGACCCCACAGCAGCACGAGGAUCCUAAUGGAGGUGACAGCAAUGCUUAUAGAACCCUGAGGUCAUCUUCAGGCCACACUAGAGUAAGCAGGGCAGUUCUGGGUGGAGGACUAAGCAUCAGCACCCUCCCAAACAACAUGACACGUGUAGUGGAGGAUUCUGGCAAAUAUUACACAUGGCGCAUCUUUGGUCCGGAAAACCAACGUGCUGAGAACUUGUGGAUAGACAUGAAUGAUGUCCGGCAUGGCCAAGUCAGAGUCCAUGGCAUUCUGUCAAAUUCAUACAAACAGGCUGUGCCAGUUGCCCUGUCCUUUGACUUUCCUUUUUAUGGACAUUACCUGAGGCAGAUUACCAUAGCAACCGGAGGGUUUAUCUUCACAGGGGACAUUACUCACCGUAUGCUGACUGCAACACAGUACAUCGCCCCUUUAAUGGCUAAUUUCGACCCCAGCUACUCCAAAGAAUCCACUGUGCAAUACCUUGAUAAUGGUGAGGUCUUUGUGGUCCAGUGGGAACAUGUCAGAAUCCCCGGCAAGGAGUCAGUAGGAGGUUUUACAUUUCAAGUUGCUCUUUACAAAACAGGAACCAUCACUUUCAGCUACAGAGACAUACCUCUGUCAGUAGACGUGAUCAGUUCAGCUGAGCACCCAGUGAAAGCUGGGUUAUCUGAUGCCUUCAUGGUCAUGUCGCCGUCUUCUCAGUCAGCAGAUCUCCCACAGCAAAUGAUCUAUGAGUACCAUCGAGUUGAGAUAGACGUUACAAAGAUUACCAACUACUCUGCUGUUGAGUUCACUCCUCUGCCUACCUGCCUUCUGCAUGACAGCUGUGAGCUCUGCCUCUCAGCCAGCCAAACCUCUGGUUGUAGUUGGUGUCACGUACUGCAGAGAUGCUCAGACGGCAUGGACAGACACAGACAAGAAUGGCUGGAUUAUGAUUGUGCAGAAGAGAGCCAAGGCGCAACAUGUGAGGAUUACUCCAGGAAUGACAACUCCACUGGGGCCUCCAUCACACCAGAGAUCGAGGACAUUACCUCUCUGACUCCACGACAAAAAGGCUGUGACAGUGAUGAUGAAUCUAAACAUCAAGUUUUCAAGACUGGUAGUGUUCCAGAUGUAAAAACUGAUUCUUCAACCAAGAGCGUUGGGCUGGCUAACACAGGAGUGAUCGCUGGCUUAGCAUCUGCCCUGGUGCUGCUCUUGGCCCUGAUACUGGUAUCUCUUUACGUCAGCUACCAUCCUUCUGCUGUAUCACCACUUUACCUCAUUCAGCGACGCAAGAGCUACUGGCCCUCCUUGAAGUUUCAAAAGCAAGAGUCUGGUUACACGGAAGUGGAAGGAGGCGGUCAUGAAAAAGACAGCAUUGUUGAAGCCGGGCCAUGUUAAAUCCACGUGAAGGAAAUUAUGGAUCAUGCAUGUUGUGCAAAUAACGACAUUGCAAAUUGAGUUCCAAAUAAAGGAUUAAAAGUCUUAAAAGUCUUUUUAAAAAACGUACCUUAAAGGGAUGGUGCUGAAUGUUGUUGAACAUUAUUUAGAAAUGUAAGGUUUUCAUAACCCCUCCACUGCAUUACACUGUAAAAUGCAUGCCACUAAGCUCACACACAUAAACUUUGCAGUUUUUUCAUCAGAUAAGCAAAGAUAUGAGAGAGUGAGCUUCACUUUCAGUUCCUGCUGCUCUUGAUUGCGAUUCUGAUGCUUUUGAGUUCCACUUUUUUGUGUUGCUCAAACGUAACCCUAUCAUUUCCUGAACAGUACUCCCGCUUGCAAUGCAUGCUUUGGUGGGGGGUUAACUAAAGAUUCUGCAUUUUUCUUCUAUGCUGUACAUAAAAUAAGUGUAAAGAAAUACUCUAAUGGUGCAGCUGGCUAUACACAUUAAAUAAUGUAGGCCGAUACGCAGAUACAGUGCAACUCUUUUGUCAGCAGAUGUCACUCUAAACAAAAGAAUCACAUGAGCAGUGAAGUAGGGCAUGUAGUGCAGUGAACGUGGCAGAUGUGUAAAAUUUGAUUUGAGAAAACUGGACUGGUGAAGCACAAAAAAAGAAAAGGGAAAAAAACUAUAAAGAUGAUCGCACAAGUUUGCUAUGCGAGCACAGAUGGCGCAAAUACAGUUAAGUUUGAUAUGCGCAUGCACAGGCGUCGAUUGGACCUUCAUACUGUUACAGAAAACUGAAAUAAUGUUGCUUCAUUUCCAAGUAAAACAGUGCUAUAGUCCCAGUUAAAUAUUUAAAUGUAUGAAUGCUCUCGUUCCUUAUUUUGUAGUAAUAUUUUUUCUUUUUCAGAAAUAAAAACAAACAUUUAAAAAACGGAUCCUCCUACACAACCUCUUCCCUUUCUGCUCGGACACGCGCAGUCGAGGGAGGAAGAGAGGGGGGCGGCGGGAGCGCGCUUUCCGUCUCUGGUUAGUGGACUGACAGCCAGCUGUGCAGCUACAACGACAACAACCUCCUGGAUUUCCUACAUACAACUAGAUUAGAGUUGGUCUGCUACUGCUUCUAAUCAUACAUUAUAGCUGUUUUUCGGAGCAAACACUCGACGGCACACAGCUACGA